GAUGAUGAUGAUGAUGAUCUCACUGUUAUCAAUCUGAGAACCUGAACUUCAAUAUGAAGCCAUCUCUCUUUUCUCUCUCCAAUAUGCUCAUAUACACACGCAUAAAUCCCUGCCAUCUGCAACCAACUAUGCAUUGGCAUUUAUUACCCCUCUCCUCUUCUCCAAUGACUAACUAACAUGAAUCCCUAUUAGAUUUUUUUUAAGCCUCAACGUCAAUUUCUCUCGUCUUUCCGAAAACCACUUCUAAUUUUCUCCCCGUUUCGGAAGGCCUUUCAGGUGCGCUGUAGCAGCUGCAGCCUCGCGACCCUUAAAGCAUUUUAAGAUCAACCCUUCUCAAAAUAACUUCUCUCCUUCAUUUUAAGUGCUUCUCUUCAUAUAUGUUUGGUUUGCAUGUUACUUACCCUCGUUGUCCUAUCCAUUCCAUUCAUUCCCAAUCACAAAGACUCUUCAUUUGUUGCACAAUCACAAACUUUUCUCACUUCCUGUCUCUUGUUUUCUCAUUGCAAGACGUACAAGUUGGAUAGCUGUGUUGGAAGAUGUUAGCAGUUGAAGAAAUUCUGAGUGAACUUGCCGAGGAGGAGGUAAACGGGCAUGGGUUGCCGCCGGGGUUUCGGUUUCACCCCACUGACGAGGAACUGGUAACCUUUUAUUUGGCUUCCAAGGUAUUUAAUGGAAGCUUCUGUGGAGUGGAGAUUGCUGAGGUUGACCUUAACAGAUGCGAACCUUGGGAGCUUCCAGAUGUUGCGAAAAUGGGGGAGAGAGAAUGGUACUUCUUCAGCUUGAGGGACAGGAAAUACCCAAGCGGGCUGAGAACAAACAGAGCCACUGGAGCUGGGUACUGGAAAGCCACAGGCAAAGAUAGGGAAGUGUACAGUGCCUCAACCGGAGCUCUUUUGGGAAUGAAAAAAACCCUUGUUUUCUACAAGGGCAGGGCACCCCGUGGGGAGAAGACCAAGUGGGUCAUGCAUGAGUACCGCUUGGACGGUGACUUCUCCUGCCGCCCCUCCUGCAAGGAAGAAUGGGUGAUUUGCAGAAUAUUUCAUAAAACAAUUGAGAAGAAGAAUGCCCUUGCUCAAGGUCAAAGCUAUGUACUGGCAGUGUCUUCGUCUUCAACAACUUUCUUGCCUCCAUUGCUUGAAACUCCAACACCGUUGUUAAAAUCUGAGUCUCAAACUCUAAUGCAAGCUCACAACUCUUUUUUGAUUCACCGCCAUGAAAAUGACCUGAAAAGCCUGAUAAACCCAGUUGUCUCACAGUCCCAAUCCCAGCUCUUCCCAUCUAAUGGACUCCAACCCUCCUAUUCACCAACUUCCACUUUUGCCACAACCGACAAGAACGCUGUGACAAACACCACCACCACCACCUCAUCAGCAGCUAUGCUCUUCAAGUCCCUAUUCUCACAUCAAGAUUGCUUAUUUAAGGAACAAGCUGCUUUUCCCAAACAGUGUAAGGCAGAGGCUGACUUUUCCUAUUUAAAUCUGCCUGCUGCCAACACCUUGAACUGGAUGGAUAGGAUUCAUCCCAGCCCACCAUGUCAAAACCCUUUGUUCUUCGACAUGGAUUAUAGCGUGUUGGGGUUUGCUGAAGGUGUUAGGGGUACUGCUCGGGGGGACACUAACGCACAUGACAUGUCCACUUCAAUUUCCAUUAAUAGGGCCAGCGGUCAGAUGAUUUUAAAUCCUCCCACCACCACAGCCUCUGGAGAAUCCGGGCCGCUAGAUUGAUAAAAUCUUAAAAUAUUGUUAAGAAUAGGAUCACUACUAUCUAUCUAUGUCCAUAUCAGUAGAUUGGGUGAUGAGUUUUAAUCGUUACAUUUACGUUUACGUGUAUCUGGAGCAGAAUUUAGUAUUCAUCAGCUCUAAUGAAUAUUAUUCUACUUACCUUUGUAUUGUAGAACCUGCAGCCCGCUCUGCCAACAGCUUUUCUUAAAAUUGUGAUAAAAGAAAAAACCAAAAGCUGCUGCCGUUCCAGAGA
Molecule: messenger RNA, 1974 nt
Organism: Gossypium arboreum
Lineage: Eukaryota; Viridiplantae; Streptophyta; Magnoliopsida; Malvales; Malvaceae
Product: protein CUP-SHAPED COTYLEDON 3-like
Exons: 3
Coding region: 537-1724 (395 amino acids)
Biological process (GO): regulation of DNA-templated transcription
Molecular function (GO): DNA binding
Source: RefSeq, a predicted model, not a curated record